UGCGUUCACAGAACCGUUAGAUCACGGAGGUUGGAACAGACCUUGAGAUUUGUCUACUCUGUCUGCUCCACUGUUUUGCAUCUUGCUAGGUCCUGGUCCAUUCAAGGCCAUUUUUAAAAUGUACCUCAGGCACCAUCUCUUAAGAACAUUUCUUGAAACUGUGUAAGGUCUGCUUUCAGAGUAUGAGAGAUAGUGUCCUGUACUAUUGAACUAACUUUAUUUUAGAAUACUUAAGUGGCUUGUUAAUUUUCUGUCGGUUUGGGGUGCUAAUUGGAAAAUACGGUGGGUAUUUUUUCUUCUUAGGCUUGUGGGAGACCAAUGCCCCUAAGCCAGGAAUAACCAGGAAGUUGUUUUAUCGCUGUGGGAAUCUCUCUAACCACUAUGGGUUGUGCUACAAGGCUUGUGGGAAAGCAAUUUAACUUGUGUGUGUAUUUGUCAGCAGGGAGAUUAGUCACAGAUUCUUUAACUCAAAUAAACUCUUCAGGCAAUUGAUGCUCUAUUUUUAUCUUGAUUUAAUGUUGCUCUCUGUCCUGAGAAUUUGAAGAAGUUCUCUUAAGGACCACUAAUCAGGCUGGUUUUUAUCAGUGAUGAAGAUGGUUCAUAAUUGUAGUCUAGAGAAGAAAGAUGCUUGAUAGUUGAUAUAGGGGGAAAAAUCAAGAAAGGAGCUGGUUCUUAGGCCAGUUUGUUGUUUGGAUGUUCACACAGGGCUUCAGAAAUAAGCUUACUAAUUUGGUUUUCAGUCCAUAGUAUAGGUGGUUUAUGGAAAACUUCUAUUUUAGUGUUAAUUUUCAGUUCACAGAACUGCAGUGUUCUCAGUGAUUGUAUCAGCUUUGAGCUACUACUUGAUUUCAGCCAUCUGCAUGUUCUCAUUAGCUAGAGCUCACUUGCUUUACAAGUGCUUAAAUUUUGUAAAUGCCUAGGAAAGAAGGUGAUGAGAGGUAUUGUGGCAAUUAGUCCUUAUCAGGUAAUUAUUUCCACCGUGUUCUGUAGGUUGGAAUAUCAUUGCAGAAACACAGAGGUUAAAUGAAGAAUGUGAUUAGCCAGUUUGCUCAAGCAUGUAGAAUUAGAUGUUAAGGUUAAUGUGCUUAGCUCCUGUCCUGCUUUCAGCUGUGUUCUCUGAUUUCCGAGCACACUCAAUUAUCAGCUGCUUGCGGUAUCAGCCUGUUUGUAGCACACGUUUGUGGAUGUAUUUGAGGCUGAGCAUGGGACAUGGCAACGUGGGAACCACGUGGAUCUCUCCAGAGGCUCAGUCACACAGUUGUAUUUGGAGCAAUGGCUGUACCAUACCUACCCUCCUUUCUAAACAAGACUGGAAUUCGGAAAAAUGUUUUACAAGCUGUGUGUUGAAUGCUGAGAAUAACUAAAUCAGCAUGUUAAAUUUCUUAGUAUUUAAACAUUGUAGGAGAUAAGAUAACUAAGGAGUUUUAUUUGGCAUAUUUUUAUGACUGAAAUAAUGUGUGCAGUUUACCAAACUCAGCAGGUUUGUACUGAAUUUCUGUUUGAUUCAAGUCCUUUCUGGAGGCAGGAGAAUUUUCAUUCCACAAUUCUUAUGUGCUAAGCACUGAGCAGUUGAAUCAAAAUCCGUUUGCCAGAGGAAAUUAGAAAUGGCAUGCUUCAGAAUGAGUUCUAGCAGGCAUGAAAGUGGUAGUUGCAAUACUAAAAGAGGAGCUGUAUCUUCUUUGCUCUCAUAUGCCAUGUGGGGUGCCAUCAGAAAAUUCACGUUUGAGUAGCACUGGUGAAAACAAAAUCGCUAGGGUGGAUUAAAAGAUAACUUUUUGUCUUCACAGUCAGGAGCUUCACUAACUUCAUUAAUUUUAUAUGAAGUUUUGGUCUUAGGACUACAUCUGAAGAGAGAGAUGAGUAGAGUUCCUACCUGUGUGGUAGGAACUGUCUGUAUUAUUAAUGGACUUUGCAGCAAGGUCGUUUUCAACUGUGUGUACAUGACAGGUAUCAGUUUCCAUUUAAAAUCUGUGAAGUAUAACUCAGGGAGGCAAACAACUUGAUUUAAUUUCUUGUAGGCUGCUUUUUAAAUGUGUAUAAAUUUUAACAGCUUAUUUUUAUUAUAGAUAAGCACUGUAAUGAGCACUGUAUUGUGCCUUCCUAAAGCAAUCUACUGUUUUAAGGUAGCAAUUUUGCUACCUUAAAAUUUAUUAGAAAUUUUGUAGCAGGUGGAAUAAUUUUCUGUGUCGGAUUUAAAAGUUUUAUUGAGAAAAGGGAUCUAAGACAAGAAUCAAAUACUUCCUGCUUUAAUCCAUUUAUUAUUUGAAGUACUAGCUAUUUGGGCUAAAACAUUCCCAGGGUGUACUGGUGCUGAAUUCCCUCAGGAACUGGAAUAGCUAUUCCCAGCUCACUUCCCAGUCUUAUUACCAGCUGACCAGAGCAGAUGAGAAGGAGCAGAGAAGCUGCAAGUCAGGGAUCCUCCCAGGGCUCUGGAUAGCUGUGCCCUUGGCUGCCUGAGCCCUGGAAAUCCAGGGUAACCCUGGGCUUGCCUCCAGUGCAGAGUUUGAGCCUCUGUUGGACAACACACUCAGGAAGAAAGUUGAUCUGUACAGAGGACCAAUUCCUUUCUGAGCCAGUACGUGAUGUGACAGGAACAAACUGGGACGUGUGGAGCAGUUUUGUCAAGGCUUUGCUGUUGCUGGAGGGCUGUCCCAGUAAGAUGCUGCCACAGGCAGCACAUGAAACCUCAGGAUUGUUUGUGGUGUCCACUGCAUGUAGAGAUCCAGCACAAAAUCACUGGUGGAUGGCUCAUCCCAGAGGAAUCUCAGAAUGAGAAAAUUGUAAAAGAGCAUAAAAUUGAGAUAAGGUGGAGGAAGGUGACUUUAUUAGCUCUGUAACUGCAUGGAUUGCUAAUUCUAAAGGACCUGUUGGGAAUAAAGAUUUUGCAGUUGGGCUGUUCCCUGGCCUUCCUGUGUCCAGCAAAGGAGCCCCAGGAGGCAGAGCUCUGGCUUCCCAGUGCCCUGGUAAAUUUACAACUUUACUACUUACUGGAAUGGCCAGAAAAGAGUGUUUGACGUUCAUGCAGUUCCGCAAAGAAGUAGAGAUUUGGACACGCGACUACUGUGAAUAUUCAGGAAUUAUAGGAAGCUGAAGCUGUGUCAUCCUCUUGUCCAUCCAAAUUACCUUGGCAUAAUGCUUAAUGAUUAUUAUGGCUUAAAUGAUUUUAGGUACUGAUGUUUCCUAGUACAGGAAGGAGUUUGACAUCUUUGACCCAAAAAGUCACUUGGAAUUCGCAAAGUAGGUCAUUUAGUAGUGGACCUGUUACACGAAUCAGAAAAUUGGCAGAGGUCACUUGCCAUUCCUAAGCUGGAUUAGCUGUCCUAUUUUUCCUGGUGUUCUCUACAUCUGCAGAAUUGCCUAUUGAAGCAACUUCUAUCAGCAACAGCACUCCCAAAACAAGUAGCUGUAAUUAGCACUUUAAGGAACAGUUAUAGCUGUUUCUGCAUAUAUUAAAAUAAUAAUUAUACAGCAGAAAUUUUUAAAAAUAAAAGGUCUUCUUUUUGUGUGCUGUGUAAGUGGGCUUAUUUUUAAUUAGCUAGAAAAGCUAGUAAUUCCUUGAGUAGUUUGAUACUACGUAAAUGAAUUAAAGCAAAUCCUAAAUCACCUGCUCAAGCUUUACUGACCUCUUAGUGGUUAUUAAAUAAUUAUUAUUUAUCAGUAAUAGCCUGAAACAGUAGUUUCAUGCCAAAACAGCAUGUAAAAUAUUGCAUUCCUAGCAAACUUUACUUUUAAAUAGCUCUAGUGUUUUAAUCAUUUAGUUGAAACUGUAAUUUUCUGGGAGAUGAAAUGAUCUAACUAUGCUGUGAAGAUGUCUUACAUCUAUUUAAGAUGAGUUAAAAUCAAGUACUGAAUAGUGAAGUCACAUUUGACUGUUUAAUUAGCAAUAGUAAAUGAAGACAAAUAGGUCCAUAAUUAAACUUAAUUUUAACUUCCCAUGUAUCGGAAACUAAAUGUUGCUGUAAAUUUAUUUUUCUGGGCAAAUUUGACAGAAAGAAAUGCUAAAUAUUUCUAAAAUAAUUUCCCUUUUAUAGAUUUUGUACAUCUAUUUUUAUAGGCUUGAAGUAGUUAAGUAGUGUUUUUAGCAGCUAAACUGUGAAAUAUUCCCAUGAAUUUUAGGUAUUUUUAAAAUUGUAAAGAAAAAGUAAAAUCCUUUUCUUUGCAUCUGCUAAUAUUUAUUAUUGUGCUUUUUGCAUAAACCACUGUAUUUGUACUCAAACUUACACAGCAGUCAAAAAUGUCAAAAAGACCUGAAAUUCAUAUUUUUGUGGGAGCCCCCAGUAUUCCGAGGCCACGGGAGGGGUCAGAGCAAAGCUCAGCCCCUGCUGGUGAGCAGUGGAGGGAGCUGCGCUUUUUGUGCGAUAACCCUGGGUUUGUUCCUGGGAAUCUCCGGGGUGCUGCUGCCCCCUCUGUGCCCCAGGCAGAGAGCUCCACGCCCACAGGGGUCCCUUCCAGUGGGGACAGAGCUCAGCAGGGCAGGUUCAUGGCAAAGGAAGGAAAAGAUUUGCCAUCUCCUGCCCCUGUGGCACUGACUUGUACCAGCACGCCUAAAAAGAGCACGAGUUUAACUUGCUCUGAUUGUGAAGAAUCCAAAGAUAGAUUUGCACCUGCAAAUGUAGAUCAGGCUGCAGAUGAACACCUGCCCCAGGGCUGUGCAGAAUCGGCUGGACAAGAGAAACCAUCAGGUGCCUGCUGCCCAGAGCUCACUGAGAGAAAAGCCCCUCCUUCAGAAAUUAGCAGCUCUGACAUUUCUGCUAUGGUUGCCAGCACUGAGCAGGUCAGCAUCCAUCUACGGUCUGUGGGACUUCAGGCAGCUCACAGGAGUGAGUGUCACAAACAUCUAAGUCCAUGUAUGGAUAUGUUUUUCCAAAAAAGUCAGGAGUCCAAACCAAAAGAACCAAAUGACUGUGCAGACUUUGCAGUGUCAGCAGACACAGAGUUUCGUAGUGUAGUGACUUUGAGUCAGGUGGCUGUUUUUGCACAGAAUGAGAUGCAGGAAAGUACUGUGAAACUAUCAGAAACAGAAGCAGGCAAAAAAGCUGAAGAAGGACAGUAUGGUCAUUUCCAAUGUGAUUCUGGUGUUGGAACAUGUACUACUGCUGUGACUGGAAAUGAAUAUGAGGAAGAGAAUGCAAGUUCUCUUGAACUUUUUAGUUCUGAGGAUGAUGGGGAAAAUGUUUCAAUUAAAGCUAUAAAACAGGAAGAAAGUGCUCAGGAAAAUGCAGAAAAGUUUCAAGAACUUAAUGUUCCUGCUGAGCAACUUGUAAAUGAAAUCCCUAUUGAGCCGUUGAGCUCUGGAAUACGGUGCUCUCAAGGGAACUGUUCUCACAAGAACUCUUCUAAAAGACCCCGCAAGCAUGAAGAUUCCUCUCAUCUCUCUCACUCAGCAUUUAAAAGACAGCUGAAAUCCAAGAGAGCUAAACUGAGUUCUUCUCCACCUGGUUCCGGGGUGAGAGUGGAUCCAGACAGGAUGGCAGAGUUCAAGAAACUCCAAAAGAAACUAUCACUGCUUAAGAAUUGCUGCAGCAAAAAUCAAAAAUACAAUAUUUUGGUCACAGUUGUACAUCCUUGUUAUAUCAAAGAGAUACAGAAGAAGACUAAACCAAAAUCUUCAUGUAAAGUUCCUGUGGCAACAAUUGUUGUUAUUGACCAGUCAGAAAUUGAGAGAAAGGUGGUGCUGUGGCGUGGUGCUGCAUUUUGGUCCCUUACUGUGUUUCCUGGGGAUAUCAUACUGCUUACAGAUGUAAUAAUGUAUGAAAAUCCUUGGUGUGGAGAGGUCAUGCUUCAGUCAACAUUUACCAGCCAGUUACUGAAUCUGGGGAACUGCUCAGCUCUCAAUACACAAAAAGUUUAUCCUCUUGUGGAUGAUGGUGUUCUCCAUGGCUUAUUGGCAUACAUAUCAUCAGAAUUUCCACACUUCAGAGACAUUCCACAAAGACAAGUUCAGAGACUGGAUGAUGUUCAGUAUGUGCAGCUAGAUCAGCUCCAGCCAAGUACUUUGGUGCACUCAGUCCUGAAAAUUAUCAAUAUUUCUGUGUUAACAGAAUCUGUGUACAGCUACAGAGGUGGCAGCCAAAAAAAAAUUAUUCUAACAGUAGAACAGAACAGAGAUCAACACUAUAGGAUGGUUCUGUGGGGAUCAGGGGCUGCCUGGUACCCCCAGCUUCAGAGGAAAAAAGACCACAUAUGGGACUUCAAAUACCUUUUGGUCCAGUGUAGUUCUGUCUCAGGUGACUUGGAACUGCACACAACUCCAUGGUCAUCCUGUGAGUGCUUGUUUGAUGAUGACAAAAGGGCAGUUGAAUUUAAAGAGAAGUUUCGGAAAAGUCAAACAUCCCUCAUGGAGUUGACAAGGCUCUCGGCACUCCUGGAAGAAAAAUGCUCAGGAGUGGUUCAGGUGAAAGCCCAUAUCUUGGAAUUGAAGUUUACCAUUUCCACUGGGCAGUACAAGCAACUCGUCUUCUCUGCUGACACUUCACUGGAAUGUGUUUUGGCUUCUCUGCCUAUGAUUACGUAUUCAGGUUGUGCCAAAUGUGGUUUGGAACUACAGGCAGAUGAGAACAUGAUCUAUAAGCAAUGUGUUAGAUGUUUGCCAUACAGCAAAGUAAAAACAUUCUACAGACCUGCUUUGAUGACUGUAGAAGAUGGAGGAUACGAAAUUUAUGUUCAUGUGGUGUCUGAGCUGGUGGAAAAAAUCUUCCUCAAUAUUCCUGCAGACUGGCUGAAGAGAUUAGUAGUGCCCUCUUCAGAUAUAACCUACAGCACAAUAGUAGCAGAUCUGUGUCAUUCACUGCUGGCAGAUACAGAAGCAUCCUAUUUGUUGGAAAUCAGAAGCCACUUCGUGCUAGAUGAGAACAGCUAUCCUUUGCAAAAGGAUUUCCAUCUGCUGAAUUUUCAUCCUGAACUUUGACCUCUGCACUAACUGAGUAACAAGGACUACAAGGACACACAGAUGGGAAGCAGAAGAAAAAUUACUUAGCUGAAGGAAGCAAAUCUCAUAAAAUUAUAAUAAAGGAUUUUGGUUUUAACUUAUGAAAAAAGCAAAACUAUCAAAAGGACUGGUAUGGAAUAUCUGCUAAUGGGAUAUACUGCUGGAGUAAUACUGGUGGAUUUUCAUGAAGUAUAUUUUUAUACAUGGAUUUUUAUUUUAAUAAUUAUGUGAAUAAACGCCAACAAUUUAAGUAUCUGUUUUCCUUUUUCUCCUCAGAAAAAUUCACUACUAUUGUGAGAGACUGAAUUUUCCUGAGACCUGGCAAAUUAGAGGAAGACAGAGAAUUCAGUAAUAUUUUAGUUACACAAUUGUUGUUUGCUUUAUCCCAUGAGCUAUCUGUAGCUUGAUGGUUUUGUUUUGCUGUUGUGGUUGCUCUCCUUCUUUUAACAGCAGGAUUUUUG
Molecule: messenger RNA, 7389 nt
Organism: Onychostruthus taczanowskii (white-rumped snowfinch)
Lineage: Eukaryota; Metazoa; Chordata; Aves; Passeriformes; Passeridae
Gene: SHLD2
Product: shieldin complex subunit 2
Exons: 15
Coding region: 4235-6907 (890 amino acids)
Biological process (GO): regulation of double-strand break repair via homologous recombination
Cellular component (GO): site of double-strand break; nucleus
Source: RefSeq, a predicted model, not a curated record